Molecule: messenger RNA, 682 nt
Organism: Phyllostomus discolor (pale spear-nosed bat)
Lineage: Eukaryota; Metazoa; Chordata; Mammalia; Chiroptera; Phyllostomidae
Product: utrophin-like
Exons: 6
Coding region: 50-460 (136 amino acids)
Biological process (GO): synaptic signaling
Cellular component (GO): plasma membrane
Molecular function (GO): protein binding
Source: RefSeq, a predicted model, not a curated record
UGGUACCCUACUGUUUGUUCUGUAGAGCGGGAAGCCUCCCAUCAGUGACAUGUUCACAGACCUCAAAGAUGGCCGGAAACUGCUGGAUCUCCUGGAAGGCCUCACAGGGACAUCGCUGCCGAAGGAACGUGGUUCCACAAGGGUACACGCUUUAAACAAUGUCAACAGAGUGCUGCAGGUUUUGCAUCAGAACAACGUGGAUUUGGUGAAUAUCGGAGGGACUGACAUUGUAGAUGGAAAUCACAAGCUGACUCUGGGGUUGCUUUGGAGCAUCAUCUUGCACUGGCAGGUGAAGGAUGUCAUGAAGGACGUCAUGUCCGACUUGCAGCAGACGAACAGCGAGAAGAUCCUGCUGAGCUGGGUGCGCCAGUCCACCAGGCCAUACGGGCAGGUCAACGUGCUCAACUUCACCACCAGCUGGACAGACGGGCUCGCCUUUAAUGCCCUGCUCCACCGAUAAACCUGAUCUCUUCAGCUGGGAUAGAGUUGUCAGGAUGUCCCCAACUGAGAGGCUGGAACACGCCUUUAGCAAGGCUCAGACGUACUUGGGAAUUGAGAAGCUCUUAGAUCCUGAAGAUGUUGCCGUUCAGCUUCCUGACAAGAAAUCCAUAAUUAUGUAUUUAACGUCUCUGUUUGAGGUGCUGCCUCAGCAAGUCACUCUAGACGCUGUCCGCGAGGUAGA